AUGGAAGUAUGGUCAGAUGUAUCCAAUGACCUUAUAGGAAUUUUAUGUUUACCGGAUAAUGUUUUUUUUCUGGGAGUCGAAGGAUUAGGGUCAUUCCUCCUUAUUCGAAACUGCUAUAAAAAACUCGUUAAGAUGUUUGAUCGUGAUAUAUCUAAAUUUGGAUGUGUUAUUACAGGUACACCCGGCAUAGGAAAAACGUAUUUUGGGCUGUAUCUUCUAUAUCGUAUUCGUUUAUGUCAUCCAGAUGCCACGAUUGUCUGGCAAUUAGCCAAUUCGGAUACUCACCAAUGCUAUCAAUUUAUGCCAGACGGUAAAGUUCUAGUUGGAGGCAUAGCACAAUUUUAUGAUGCACUUUCGAACAAGAACAACUAUUACAUUGUAGAUGCUCAGAAACCUGAGCAAAGUAGCGCAUAUGUUAUUCUGUUGACGUCUCCGAAAGCAGAGUUAUACAACUCCUUAUGGAAGUCAGAAGGUAUUACCAAGUACUACAUGCCGAUCUGGAACGAUGAAGAAAUAAUUACACUAUGGAACGUCCGUUAUAAGGAAAUGAGGGGCGAAAAUGGAGAUACAUUUACAUAUGAAAAACUUGAGAUGUUGAUGGGAAGAUGGGGUUUAAUACCUCGAAUUCUUAAAAAGUGGAAAGAUGAGUUAUAUAGCGAAACAGAGUUUGAUAAACUGAUCGAUGAAGUUGAUCUUAUGAAGUGUUUAAAGUCUGUCAACGAGAAAGGAAUGUCAAAGGACUCUGCAAGUGGCAGACUUAUUCAUAUUAUU
Messenger RNA from Funneliformis geosporum, 771 nucleotides. The record is from the annotation of a GenBank genome assembly. NCBI's taxonomy places the organism in Eukaryota, Fungi, Glomeromycota, Glomeromycetes, Glomerales, Glomeraceae.